Molecule: messenger RNA, 3083 nt
Organism: Tilletiopsis washingtonensis
Lineage: Eukaryota; Fungi; Basidiomycota; Exobasidiomycetes; Entylomatales
Product: putative sulfate permease
Exons: 2
Coding region: 257-2938 (893 amino acids)
Biological process (GO): transmembrane transport
Cellular component (GO): membrane
Molecular function (GO): secondary active sulfate transmembrane transporter activity
Source: RefSeq, a predicted model, not a curated record
AUCUGCCACCGACGCCCGCCGCGCUCAUCUUCUCGCCCGCCCGGCCAUGGCAAAUCCACAUAAGCAGCAGCUCCUCGGGCUGCACCCUUCUUCCUGCACACACACCUCGACGACGCCCAUCCUCGCCCCGCUCUCGACUCCCCGCCCGCGGCUCUCGACUCGCCUCGCCACACCUCUCUCCGCGUCCGUGGCCCGCUGAGGCACGCGACUGCACCGCCGCACCCUCCACCUCCCUGCACCCUCGCUCGCGCCCGCCAUGGUCACCUUUGCCAAGACGGACGAGGCCGGCGCCGCCACGGGCGUCGCGUCCAAGCCCGACAGCGCCGUUGUGCGCACGCUCAAGAACAUCGUGCGCUACGAUGAUACCGAGGCGAACCGCCUGGGCGUGCCUAUGGUCGACAGCAAGUCGUGGUUCACCGAGAUGAUCGACAGCCCGCGCAACAUGGCCGUCAACUACCUCGACUCCUUCUUUCCCUUCACCAAGUGGAUCCUCUCGUACAACCUGCAGUGGCUGAUCGGCGACCUCAUCGCCGGCAUCACCGUCGGCCUCGUCGUCGUGCCGCAGUCGAUGGCGUACGCCAAGAUUGCGCUGCUGCCCGUCGAGUACGGCCUCUACUCGUCGUUCGUCGGUGUCGUCAUCUACGUGCUCUUCGCCACGUCCAAGGACGUCACCAUCGGCCCCGUCGCCGUCAUGUCGCUGCAGACGGCCAACGUCAUCCGCGCCGUGCACGACAAGGUCGGCACGGAGCUCUACACGAACCCGCAGAUCGCCUCGGCGCUGGCCUUCAUCUGCGGUGUCGUGACGCUCGGCAUUGGCCUUGUGCGCAUCGGCUGGAUCGUCGAGUUCAUCCCGCAGCCGGCGGUGGCGGGCUUCAUGACGGGCUCGGCCAUCACCAUCUGCGCCGGCCAGGCGCCCAAGCUGCUCGGCCUCAGCGCCGUGCAGACGAGCGGCCCGGCGGCGUACGAGGUCAUCAUCAACACGCUGAAGCAGCUGCCCAACACGACGAUCGACGCCGCCUUCGGCAUCACCGCCCUCGUGUCGCUGUACCUGAUCCGCUGGGCGUGCAACGCCCUCCCGCGCCGCUACCCGCGCUGGGCGCGCACGUGCUUCUUCAUCUCCGUCUUCCGCAACGCCUUCGUCAUCAUCGUGCUCACGGCGGCGUCGCGCAUCUGGCUCGGCCCGCAGAACCCGAAGCGCUACCCGAUCUCCAUCGUCAAGACGGUGCCCAGCGGCUUCCGCCACAUCGGCCAGCCGCUGCUCUCGUCGCAGCUCUUCAGCGACAUGGCCGGCCAGAUUCCCGUCUCGGUCAUCAUUCUGCUGCUCGAGCACAUUGCCAUCUCCAAGUCGUUCGGCCGCCUCAACAACUACAAGAUCAACCCGAACCAGGAGCUCGUCGCCAUCGGCGUGACGAACCUCAUCGGCCCGGCGUUCGGCGGCUACGCGGCCACCGGCUCCUUCUCGCGCUCGGCGAUCAAGUCGCGCUCCGGCGUGCGCACGCCGCUGGCCGGUUGGGUGACGGCCAUCAUCGUGCUCAUCGCGCUGUACGCGCUCAGCGGCACUUUCUACUGGAUCCCCAACGCCGGCCUCGCCGCCGUCAUCAUCCACGCCGUGCUGGACCUCAUCGUGCCGCCGUCGGCCGUGUACAAGUUCUGGCUCGUGUCGCCGUUUGAGGCCGUCAUCUUCUUCGGCGCCGUGCUGCUCUCCAUCUUCCAGAACCUCGAGGUCGGCGUGUACUUCUCCGUUGCCGCGUCGCUGGCGCUGCUGCUGAUCCGCAUCGCGCGCCCGCGCGGCCGCUGGAUGGGCAUCGUGCGCAUCAGCCACGGCGACGGCACGGUGACGCCGCGCCGCAACAGCGAUGCGAACGUGCCGCAGCGCGAGGUCUUCGUGCCGCUCGACGACGGCAACGGCCUGCGCGACCCGUCCGUGCACGUCGAGCCGCCGCCGCCGGGCGUGCUCAUCUUCCGCUUCGAGGAGGCCUUCACCUACCCGAACGCCUCGCACCUCGGCGACCUGCUCAUCGACCGCGCCAAGCAGCUCACGCGCCCCGGCGCCACGAGCCUGUACAAGACCAACGGCGACCGCCCGUGGAACGACCCCGGACCGGUCAACCCGAUCUUCGGCAAGGUCGGCCGCUCCGUACUCUGCGGCUCUGCGCGCCGCAACGCCAUUGAGCGCCACGGUGCCAAGCUCGAGGCCGAGGCCAACGCCGCCGACGACCCGCGCCCGCUGCUCCGUGCUUUCAUCUUCGACUUCUCGUCUGUCGCCAACGUCGACACGACGUCGAUCCAGACGCUCGUCGACGUCAAGAAGUCGCUCGAGCGCUACGCCGGCCAGACGGUUGAGUGGCACUUCAGCGGCAUUCUCUCGCCCUGGAUCCGCCGCGGCCUGCUUGCCGGCGGCUUCGGCACGGGCCAGGCGAACCGCCUCGUGACGGAGAUUGCACCGGUCGUGCGCGCCACGCACGAGGACAACGACGGGCGCGAGGAGGAGGAGGAGGCCGACCGCCGUGCCAACGCCAUCGACAACGCCCUGCAGGACGGCCGCAACCCGGCCGUCUUCCGCCCAAACCGCCAGGGCCUCAGCGAGCUCGAGGCCGGCCUGGCCGGCGACCGCGACGCCACGCGCAGCCACGUCAACGUGGCGCCGCGCGAGCCGUACACGGACCCCUUCCUCGUCGACCCCAACGCCAUCGUGCCCACGACGGUGCGCAACACGCGCUCCUCGACGUCGUCGUCGGACGACGUCAAGCUCUCGCCGCACAGCACGGGCGUGCCGCACCUCGCCUCGCAGACCAAGCAUGAGGACGACAAUUCGAGCAUCGACGGCGACGCCGAGUCCAUCCGCUCCGUGCCCGUCAUCUGGAACCAGAGCCUCACACCCUUCUUCCACCUCGACACCUCGUCCGCGCUCGCUGCCGUCACGAACACACGCAAGUAAAACCGCUUCACCAGCGCCGUGCUUCCCGUCUUUCCCGCUUUUGGGCCACCCAGUUACCCCUUCCUCGCUCCUGCCGCCUAAGCUGCCUACCCUACUGUCACCUGCACGCACGUUUUCGGAAUCUCAUACACGCCUAGCUGCGCUG